AUGUUAAUUAAGUAGAGAGUCAAAAUAAUAAAAAUAGUGAAAGUCUAAAUUGAAUCUACCAUUUAAAUUCAAUUAGAAAUGGGAAAAUCAUUAUACUUUCAUAAAUCGUUAUUGAAGUGAA
Messenger RNA from Paramecium sonneborni, 121 nucleotides. The record is from the annotation of a GenBank genome assembly. Lineage: Eukaryota; Ciliophora; Oligohymenophorea; Peniculida; Parameciidae.